AUGGCCACCCUAAAGUACGACCCUACACACGACUUCAUCCACACCACCCUCACCAGCAUCACUGGACGUCCAACCCGCAGCAGCAUCAAGCUCCUUGAAAACGAAAACAAAGACAAUGCCCGCCAAAUCCACAGCCUACGCGGCACCGGCACUGAAGGCCACCUCCGCCUCUGCUACACACUCGCACGCUUCAAUGCACACCCCCAGGUAGCUGCCACACCAUGGGAAGAUCCCGUCCAUCCAGGAACACGCCCCGACGUCCCCGAUGGAGCCACCGGACCACAAAUCACCCGCAUGGUCUCCGCCCACAAGUAUGACCUAAGCGAAUUCCAGCUCUUCCAAUCCACUGAAAAAGCACUCCUACGCAAGACCAUGGAAGCCAUCGAAGAGGUGUACUACAAGUCGCUCCGCGACCCUGAUGAAGGAUACUCCACCCUCAGCUACAUCGACCUCAUCGUCCACCUCAAUGAACAAUAUGGCAAACUCACCAAUGACGACCUCAACAAAAACCUAGACCGCAUGGACGCCAAAUGGACACCAACCCAGCCCAUUGAGCAACUCUUCCAUCAAAUCGACGACGCCCGUUCCUUCGCCAGGGACCAUGACCCCAUCAGCACCAGAGCAUGCGUCCGCUCCGCCGAACGCAACUUGGAAAACAGUGGACGAGUCUUCACCCUUGCCCUCAAGGACUGGCGCAACAAACUCGAAGACGACCAGACAUGGCCCAACUUCCAAGCCCACUUUGCCAAAGCCAACACGGAACGCCUUCGCUCCAUUACCACCAAACAAGCAGGCUUCCAUGAUCAACACCAAGCCAACAAUGCCAACAGCAACAACAACAACAACAACAACAACAACAACAACAACAACAAAGUACCACCCAAGAACCACCACAUCAACCCAUUUCUCGUCAAAGGAGACUGCGGCACCUUUAUGUCGUACUGCUUCUCCCAUGGCCUCCAAUGGGACCUCAACCACAACAGCUUCACUUGCCGCAACCGCAAUCUACAAGUUCCAGCCCCGUGA
Messenger RNA from Seminavis robusta, 1026 nucleotides. NCBI's taxonomy places the organism in Eukaryota, Bacillariophyta, Bacillariophyceae, Naviculales, Naviculaceae. The record is from the annotation of a GenBank genome assembly.